This is a messenger RNA of Tetrapisispora phaffii CBS 4417, 1512 nucleotides long. It is a transcript of the gene ARP4, whose product is annotated as Arp4p. Gene Ontology annotation, biological process: regulation of transcription by RNA polymerase II. Gene Ontology annotation, molecular function: chromatin binding. The record is from RefSeq and is a predicted model, not a curated record. The transcript has a single exon. Gene Ontology annotation, cellular component: SWI/SNF complex; NuA4 histone acetyltransferase complex. Lineage: Eukaryota; Fungi; Ascomycota; Saccharomycetes; Saccharomycetales; Saccharomycetaceae. The coding region runs from base 1 to 1512 and encodes 503 amino acids.
AUGUCGAGCUCAUCAAAUCAAGUAUAUGGUGGUGAUGAAAUUUGUGCUGUUGUCAUCGAUCCGGGUUCCUUUACUACAAAUAUUGGCUUUUCUGGUUCGGACUAUCCGCAAUCUAUUCUUCCAUCAUGUUAUGGUGCGAUAACAGAAAUAGAAGACCAACAAGCCGACCAUAACAAACCAGACGAAUCUGCAGCUAAUAAUACUGAGAAUGCUAGUAAGAUUAAGAUAAGAAAAGUAUUUAAUGAACAAUCUGUUGGCUAUCCAAGAGCUAACUACGAGAUCAAACCAAUUGUUCAAAAUGGUGAAGUUGUGGAUUGGGAUGCUGCACAGGAACAAUGGUCAUGGGCUUUAGAAAAUGAAUUAUUUUUGAAAUCAAAUGAAGGUGUCCCUGCAUUAUUAACUGAACCAAUUUGGAAUACUGUAGAAAAUAGAAAAAAAUCUUUAGAAGUCCUGCUUGAAGGCAUGGGGUUUGAAGCUUGCUAUCUUUCUGCUACCCCAACUUGUGUAUCAUUUGCUGCGGGUAGAUCAAAUUGUUUAGUCGUUGACAUUGGUCAUGAUAUAAUCAGCGUCAGUCCAGUUGUGGAUGGUAUGACAUUUUCUAAAAGUACAAGGAGAAAUGUGAUUUCUGGUAAAUAUUUAAAUGUCUUGAUCAAUGAUUUUUUGAAACCAAGAGAAAUUGUACCAUUAUUCGAAAUCAAACAAAGAAAGCCAACUUUAGUUAAAAAAACAUUUGAUUUCCCAAUUCAUGACUCCUUGAAAACAUAUGCAAAUGAUCGUGGUAUUUAUCAAGAAAUUAAGGAAGCUCUUUGCCGUGUUUCUCCAAAUUCUAGUUUAGAGAAAUAUAAACCUGAACUAGAAAAAAUGUCCAAGAGAAAAUAUGAAACAUUAUGGAAUGAAGAUAUAGUAUUCGACAAUGAAACCAUAUACGGUUUCGGUGAACAACUGUUUAUUCCAAAAGAAAAUGAUAUUCCAGUUGAUUGGAAUACCUCUAAAGAUGGGAUUGUUGAAACAUGGCAUAAUGACUAUAUUCCUUUGAAGAGAAAUAAACCAGCUGGUACAGUUAAAACAGAUAAAGAAGCCACAGAGGAACUAACUCCUGCCGUAGAUAACGCAACACCAUCUGAAGAUACCAAUGAUAAUGGUAAAAGACCAAUUGGGAAUGAAGGAGAAGAAAAGGAAAAGAUAAUACCAGGUAUAGUUGAUUUAAUAGAAUCAUCGAUAAACGCAGCUGAUGUUGAUUUACGUACUUCUUUAGCACAUAAUGUUGUCUUAACCGGUGGUACAUCAUGUAUACCCGGUUUGAGUGAUAGAAUUUUACUAGAGUUAAACAAAAGAUUACCAGCAUUAAAAUUUAGAGUGUUGGCAAAUGGUCAAACAAGGGAAAGACAAUAUCAAUCAUGGUUAGGUGGAAGCAUAUUAUCAAGUCUGGGUACUUUUCAUCAAUUAUGGGUUGGUAAACAAGAAUACGAAGAAAUAGGGGCAGACAGACUAUUAACUGACAGAUUUAGAUAA